Messenger RNA from Gordionus sp. m RMFG-2023, 1523 nucleotides. Its product is annotated as PAT complex subunit CCDC47-like. Gene Ontology annotation, molecular function: calcium ion binding. NCBI's taxonomy places the organism in Eukaryota, Metazoa, Nematomorpha, Gordioida, Chordodea, Parachordodidae. Gene Ontology annotation, cellular component: endoplasmic reticulum. The coding region runs from base 14 to 1504 and encodes 496 amino acids. Gene Ontology annotation, biological process: endoplasmic reticulum calcium ion homeostasis. The transcript has 12 exons. The record is from RefSeq and is a predicted model, not a curated record.
CACAUUCAGACAUAUGAUUAUAUUUUUUCUCUGCUUCACUUUUUUAUUAACUUAUUCAUAUUCUGAAAGAAUAAGCGACACUGAUGAAACUGAUUUUGCAGAAUUUGAUGAAAUAGAAGAAGAAAUAGAAAUUAAGACUCAAUAUAAAAAUAAUAUAAAUGAGGAUGAAUGCAAGGGUCAUAAUUGUCCUGGAAAUGAAAAGAAGGACUUGCAUGUUGACGAGGUAGAUGUUGAUGAUGAAGAAAUGGACAAUAAUGAGGAUUUGAAAUCACAAACAAAACCACCACCUCAAUUGAAAAUUAAUCAAGUCCCAAUACAUUUUAGAUCUAAUUGGGAUAGUUAUUAUGUUGAAAUGAUUUUAAUGACAGGCUUGAUUAUAUACUUAGUCAAUUUCAUUACAGGACGUGCUAAAAAUUCAAAAUUAGCAAAUGAAUGGUUUGAUGUGCAUAAAGAUAUAUUUGAAACAAAUUUUUUAUUAAUAGGUGAUGACAGUAAUAUCAAAACUUCUAACCUAGAUGCCAUUGGGAAUAAUUCUAUAAAAAAUGAUUCUAAAGAAGAUGAAGACAUGUCAAAUAUGGCUAUAAAUUCUAACAAUGGCAAUUGCGAUAACCAAAACAACCAUAAUGGCUCGGAAGAAGAUAAUGAAACACUCCUGACCAAGGACUCAGAAAAUAUUUACUUAUUAUGGUGCAGCGGGAGAACGGGCUGCGAGGGUAUGCUUAGCGAAUUGAAACUCGUCAAAAGGCAGGACAUAUUCAGUCUCGUUACCAGCUACUUUAAGCACGAGACAGAUAAAAUUAUCAUAACCGUUUACAUGAAUAACGAAGAUAUGGACACUUACAUAUUAGCUAUUGGACAAAAGAAAUCGAUUAACUUUCUUGCUAAGGAAAUGAAAGAUUUGAGUCUUUAUUGUCCCGAGAAAAAAGGGGGCGAAAAAUUGGGGUUACCACCUGGUUUUCAAUAUGUCAGCGAAAUCGGGGAAGCCAUUUUAUCUCUGUUGGACAACAAAAUUAUGGCGACAUUUAACAAAUUUGCGACAUAUAUAGAUUACAUUCAUUUUUCUGAUCAAUAUGCCGGAAAAAAACUGCCAGACGAGGCAAAUCAAGCUGUAAAACCUCAGGAUACCAAAAAGUGCUUGCGAUUUUGUUUCUCGAUUCCCUCAAAUAAAUGGAAUUCGAAAGAAGAAUUAUCUACCUUAAAGCCACUCCUUCUUUUCGUGUUUUAUUGCGUAGAUAAAGUUCAACGUUUUCGAUUAAGUAAAGAGGCUAAAAUCAAGAGCGGAAAGAAUAGGUUUAAAGUCGAGGACACGUUUUUCAAACAACAACAUACUCAGAGGCAAGAGGCGGCGCAGGUAAGGAGAGAAGAAAAAAGGAAGGCCGAAAAAGAACGUUUGUUAAACGAGGAAGAUCCAUUGAAGCAGAAAAAAUUGGAGGAAAAAGAGUACAAGAGAGAACUGAAGAGAAGAAACCCCAAAUUCAAGCAGCUCAAGAUUCGUGCCCUUUAAAUGGAAUUGUUGUUUUUUU